This is a messenger RNA of Pseudonaja textilis, 1095 nucleotides long. The record is from RefSeq and is a predicted model, not a curated record. NCBI's taxonomy places the organism in Eukaryota, Metazoa, Chordata, Lepidosauria, Squamata, Elapidae.
AUGACCACCAGCUUCCAGGAGCCCCCGCCCGAGGACACGGUGGCCCUUCUGCACAGGGCCAAGGAGCCGGGCGGAGAAGCGGCGGCCAAAGGCGAACUGAGCCCGGCUUCCAGCAAAGCGGUGGCGUCCAUCGGAACCGCGACGGCAGCGGCAGCGGCGGCGGCGGCGGCGGAGAAGAGCGACCCGACGCAGAAGCCGCCCUACUCCUACGUGGCGCUGAUCGCCAUGGCCAUCCGCGAGAGCGCCGAGAAGCGCCUGACUCUGUCCGGCAUCUACCAGUACAUCAUCAGCAAGUUCCCCUUCUACGAGAAGAACAAGAAGGGCUGGCAGAACAGCAUCCGCCACAACCUCAGCCUCAACGAGUGCUUCAUCAAAGUGCCGCGAGAGGGCGGCGGAGAGCGCAAAGGCAACUACUGGACGCUCGACCCGGCCUGCGAGGACAUGUUCGAGAAGGGCAACUACCGCCGCCGCCGCCGCAUGAAGAGGCCCUUCCGCCCGCCCACAGGCCACUUCCAGCCGGGCAAGAGCCUGUUCGGGGCCGCGGCGGAGGCGGCCGGCUACGGUUACCUCACGGCGCCACCCGCCAAGUACCUGCAGGCGCCUUUCCUCAACGCCGCCGCUUCCUGGUCCUUGGCGCAACCCGCGCCGCCGCCGCCUCAGGCGCCCUCGGCCGCUUCCUACGGGGCCUGUCAAAUGGCAGCUGUGGAGGGAGGCGGCGGCGGCAGCCCCGGUGGCAACGGCGGCAGUCCUAUCAGCGCCGUGAAGGGAAUGGGACUCUCGGCCGGGCCCGCCGGCGCUGCCUCAGCCUACGGCCCUUACUCGCGCCUGCCCGCCAUGGUGAACUCGUACAACGGCAUGGGCCACCACCAUGCCCACCACCACCCGCACCAGCUGGGCGCGGCCGCAGUAGCGGCGGCCGCGGCCGCGGCAGCUGCCGCCUCGGCGGGAAAUCCUUCCCCUCAAGCGGCGCCCAACGGAGCCGCCGGCCUGCAGUUCGCCUGCGCGCGCCAGCCGCCCGAGCUGACCAUGAUGCACUGUUCGUACUGGGACCACGAGAGCAAACACAGCGCCUUGCACCCCCGGAUAGACCUCUGA